This is a messenger RNA of Prunus armeniaca (apricot), 1008 nucleotides long. Lineage: Eukaryota; Viridiplantae; Streptophyta; Magnoliopsida; Rosales; Rosaceae. The record is from the annotation of a GenBank genome assembly.
AUGAGAAAUUUGAACGUUUCUGAAGAAUUACUGUGGGAGCUGUUUGUUCAAGCUGGCCCUGUUGUGAAUGUGUAUGUUCCCAAAGAUAGAGUGACAAACCUUCAUCAAGGAUAUGGAUUUGUUGAAUUCCGUAGCGAAGAGGACGCUGAUUAUGCAAUCAAGGUGCUUAAUAUGAUCAAACUUUACGGGAAGCCAAUACGUGUAAAUAAGGCAUCCCAAGAUAAAAAGAGCUUGGAUGUAGGGGCAAACCUUUUCGUUGGAAAUCUUGAUGUUGAUGUGGAUGAGAAACUCCUCUAUGAUACAUUCAGUGCAUUUGGAGUCAUAGUUACAAAUCCUAAGAUAAUGAGAGACCCCGAAACUGGAAAUUCCCGUGGAUUUGGCUUCAUUAGCUAUGAUUCCUUUGAGGCAUCUGAUGCAGCUAUUGAGGCAAUGAAUGGCCAGUAUCUAUGUAAUCGUCAAAUAACAGUGUCAUAUGCAUAUAAGAAGGACACUAAAGGGGAGCGUCAUGGUACUCCAGCAGAGAGAGUUUUGGCUGCAAGCAAUCCUACUUCAAAGAGCAGGCCUCAUACACUGUUCGCUAGUGGCCCCCCAACACUUGCCAAUGGUCCUCAGUCCAAUGGUACCAUGGGUGCUCCAGUGCCUCCACGACCUUUUGCAAAUGGUGGUGUUGGUCUUCCUCCACUACGCCCACCACCCCCUCAAGGUAUGGCGUUCCCACCCAUGCAGAUGAGUGUACAACCAGCCUGGCAGGGUCAGCCACAGCAACCAGGUCAAAUGCCUCCACCGCAAAUGCAACAGUUCAGACCUCCUCCUCCAAACAUGCCACAACCCCCUCCACAGGGUGCUCCAGCUCCUCCAAGGUCUCUUCCACCACCUAUGGCCAUGGGAAACCAACAACCUAUGUGGCGACCACCCCCACCUCAAAUGAGGCCCCCAAAUAUGCAACACGCAUCAAUGCCCCCACCUCCUCCCCUCAAUAACCCUCCACUACCGCCCCCUAUGAGUUGA